AUGUAUGAGAUUUUUUCAAAAAUUUUAGGCCAAGAUAUUCAAAUACAUAAUUUACAAAAAGACAUACCUUUUCGCUAUGAAAAAAUAGGCGAUGCCCUGAUAUUUAAUGGGAAUUAUCUUAACAAUACAUUUUGGAAGAGUAGGGAUGAAAUAUUCUCUGAACUAUGCGUAAUUUUUAAAGUAAAUAAAAUUUUCAAAGGGAAAAAUAUUUUAUUAAACGAUUACAGAACUCCUACAAUAAACUUGAUAUAUGGAAAUGAUACAAUUGUUAACCACAUUGAAAAUGGAGUUAAUUAUAGAUUUGAUCUCACAAAAAAUAUGUUCAGUUCAGGAAAUGUUAACGAAAGAAUUAGAAUGGGUAAAUUAAAUAGGCCAAAUGAAGUUGUAGUAGACUUAUAUGCAGGUAUUGGUUAUUUUACUUUGCCCAUUUUGAAAAAUAAAAAUUCAAUGGUUGCUUUGGUACAUGCUUGCGAUUGGAAUCCUGAUGCUAUUAAGUACUUGAGGCAAAAUUUAGUACUCAAUCAUAUAGCCCCAGAUAGAUGUAAGAUAUAUGAAGGAGACAAUAGAGAGAUUUGUCCCUUGGGUGUAGCCGACAGAGUCAUAUUGGGUUUGAUACCCUCGUCAAGUAAAUCUUGGUUAACGGCAUUUAAAGCCCUAAAAUUUGACGACGAACCGACGAAACCUCUAUAUCUACGCGACAAAAUAAUGAACGUCCAUAUGAAUUGCGAUUUCCUAGCCCUCGGUAACGACAUUUUCCGUAAUUUUGUAUCGAGGCGUGGCGAUCGUUUCGAUGAGAAAAAUAAUGACGAUUCGCGAAUCUCGCGAAAUUUUGACAAUAAAUCUGAAACUGGCGUUCAUUUGAUAUACCCUUCACGCGAUUUUUUAUUAGCGUCUAUCCUGCGAAAAUUUUUAGUAGACCUGAAAAAGGGGCCAAUAUCGGGGACGGGAGGUGACCACGAGCUUACGACGGACGCCGACGAUUUACUCGACAUUAGUCAGACCUCGAUUUUUAGAUUAUUAUCUUCCAACACCACGAGAAACGGCGAUAUUGUAAUUGACGAAAUCUCACUAGAUGAUUCCAAAAAGAUGUUUUUCCGGGAUUGUUGGGUUCAUUCUGAAUUAGAUCGUAAACAUUUAUCCUUAGUAUCUUCUGAAGAGUUCGUUGAUUUGAUGAGUUCAGAUUCAUCGGAAGAUUUUGGUUCCAAGAUCAAGAGACUCCCAGGUUUGAAUAAAAGAUGGAACACUUUCUUGAGAUACCUUUGGUUAUUGACUGUCAUGUCGUCGCUACAUUCCCAAUUGCUUGAGGCCCUGGAUUUUCAUCGUUUAGCAGAUUACAAAGAAGUCAAAUUAAUUUUGCAGGACUUGAAUAAGGUUAAAAGUUACGGGCCCAAGAUAAUCCAUUACGUCUUGGAUGUCGUAGUUCGAUUCACAUUUGAGAAAAAUUCUUAACAUUUUACAUUAUUUUAUUUUUUUUCUACGAGGGGAGAUUAUGUGAAAUAAAUUGUAGAAUUUGCAAAAACAAAGCAAUUUAUUUAUAAUAUAAAUUAUAUAUUACAUAAAAAGAUAUAUAUAUGUGUAAUAUUAUGGCAAU
Gordionus sp. m RMFG-2023 is the source of this 1591-nucleotide messenger RNA. RefSeq lists its product as uncharacterized. The record is from RefSeq and is a predicted model, not a curated record. Gene Ontology annotation, molecular function: tRNA methyltransferase activity. The coding region runs from base 1 to 1449 and encodes 482 amino acids. Gene Ontology annotation, cellular component: cytoplasm. The transcript is spliced from 7 exons. Lineage: Eukaryota; Metazoa; Nematomorpha; Gordioida; Chordodea; Parachordodidae. Gene Ontology annotation, biological process: tRNA methylation; wybutosine biosynthetic process.